Plutella xylostella (diamondback moth) is the source of this 1509-nucleotide messenger RNA. It is a transcript of the gene Yif1, whose product is annotated as Yip1d-interacting factor 1. Gene Ontology annotation, cellular component: COPII-coated ER to Golgi transport vesicle; Golgi membrane; endoplasmic reticulum-Golgi intermediate compartment. The record is from RefSeq and is a predicted model, not a curated record. Gene Ontology annotation, biological process: endoplasmic reticulum to Golgi vesicle-mediated transport. NCBI's taxonomy places the organism in Eukaryota, Metazoa, Arthropoda, Insecta, Lepidoptera, Plutellidae.
UAAAUUAAAUUAUUAGAUUGGCUGGGUUGAUGAUGUGUUUCGAUCAACGAAAUCCCUAAUUAAAUAGUUUAUCUAGCAUGUAAAUAACUUCCUAGCAGUCCCUGCACCGUACCAAUAAUGAAUUUCAACGCGUCAAGGAACGUGGGUUCGUCGGGAGGGCUGCGGAAGGCGAAGCGCGUGAGCGACGUGGCGGCGAUGGGCGCGCCGUCACCCACGCCGGGGUUCAGCCCGGGCCCGGCGCCCGCCUACAGCGCGGGGCUCGGCGCGGGGCCCGCCGGCGCGCCGCCGCCGUACUCAGAGGGCAUCCCGCUGGACCACAGCCAGGGCUUCGGACCCGCCGCGCCCGGAGGAGACUUUGGGUUUGUGCCCGGGUUCCCACAGUCACCAAUGGCUGCGGCUCAGAUCGGCUCCAUGUUGCAGCAACCCGUUGUGCAGGACAUGGCCUUCCAAUACGGCAACCAGCUGGCGCAGCAGGGCAAGGAGGCGGUGAAGCGCGAGCUGGACCGCUACGUGCCCGUGUCCCGCCUGCGGUACUACUUCGCAGUCGACACCAGAUAUGUGCUGAAGAAACUGCUGCUUAUCAUCUUCCCUUUCACUCAUAAGGAGUGGAUGGUGAAGUACGACCAGGACAGCCCGGUGCAGCCGCGCUACGACCUGAACGCGCCCGACCUGUACCUGCCCUGCAUGGGCUACGUCACCUACGUGCUGCUGGCCGGGUUCAUGCUGGGCGUACAACACCGGUUCUCGCCCGAGCAGAUCGGCAUGCAGGCGUCCAGCGCGCUCGCCUACAUCAUCUUCGAGAUGAUCCUGUACCUCGUGACCCUCUACAUCACCAACACCAGCACCAGCCUCAAGACCCUGGACCUGCUGGCCUACUCCGGCUACAAGUACACCACGAUGAUUGGGAGCCUCAUAGCCGGGCUGUUUGUGGGCAAGACGGGGUAUUAUUGCGCGCUGGUGUAUACGAGUCUGGCGUUGAGCUACUUCUUGGUAAAGACGCUCCGCGUGCAAGUCCUAGCCGGCUCUGCGCCCGCGCAGCCCGCGGAGCCGGCGCCCUACGGCGGCUACGGCGCGGGCUACGGCUCGCCCAACCCCUACGCGGACCAGUGGCGCCCCCCCGGCGGCGGCGGCGGCGGCACCAAGCGCCGCGUCUACUUCCUGCUGUUCGUGGCCCUCACGCAGCCGCUGCUGUCCUGGUGGCUCACCUACCACCUGGUACCUUCAGCUGCGGCCUCGCUCGAGCUGCCGAUAGCCACGCGAUAGCGCGCGCCCAAACAAACGUCAAAGUGACAGCGGCGGGACUGUGUGUGUGUUAUACAAUUUUACAGAUUCCUUUUCCUCAGCCGGUCGGUGGUGUGGAAGUGAUUCGGUUUCCAGAUCAGAGUUUUUUAUUGUAAAUAUUUACUUAAUACUUACCUACUUAAAUAAAGUGUAUGUAUGCAGUGGUCGAAAUUGCAAAUUUUAUAUGUUGUUGUAAAGCGUUUAUUGAAUAAAUGAUAUUUCAUUGUA